Molecule: messenger RNA, 699 nt
Organism: Debaryomyces hansenii CBS767
Lineage: Eukaryota; Fungi; Ascomycota; Pichiomycetes; Serinales; Debaryomycetaceae
Product: U2-type spliceosomal complex subunit
Exons: 1
Coding region: 1-699 (232 amino acids)
Biological process (GO): snoRNA splicing
Cellular component (GO): U2-type spliceosomal complex
Molecular function (GO): metal ion binding
Source: RefSeq, a predicted model, not a curated record
AUGGCCAUGUUCAAGAAAAGAUUUAUCAAAAAGAGUGAAGAUGGGAAAGUGGCCAAGCCAAAGCGAAAAUUGGAUGUUGACGGUUUCGAAUCAGAUUCCGAUGACGUCCUAGAGAAGGAAACCAAGAGCUCAUCUCAAGGUAUCAAGAAACAUAAGCCAAUAAAUGGCACCAAAAAGCCCACACGAGAUGUGGAACACGGCCAGAACUCAAGCACAGGAAAUGCUUUAUCAAACCCAUCUUUGGAUCAGGCCACCACCGACAAAUCUGCUGGCGAAAAAUCUGUGGGACCAAUAAAACCACCUCCUAUCAGCAUUAAGACCACCACUAUUACAGAUUUUCAGCCAGAUGUAUGCAAGGAUUUUCUACAGACAGGGUACUGUGGGUAUGGAGAUACAUGUAAGUUCUUACACAUAAGAGACGAACUGAAGCAGCGCAAGCCCAUCGAAAAAGAGUGGGAAACAGUCACUGAGCAACAGAAACCCGAUAAAUCCAAAGAACAAGUACCGUAUCGAUGUGUACUCUGUUCAAAGGACUAUACUCUGCCUGUUAAGACAGAAUGCAACCAUUUAUUCUGCCAAAAGUGUUUCAUGAAUAGAUACAGAAAUUUGAAAAAGCCCAAUUGCUUCAUAUGUGGAAAAGACACCGGAGGAGUAUGUUCGCCAGUCCUGAAGAAAGAGUUGGAGAAGCUUAUUUCAUAA